Portunus trituberculatus (swimming crab) is the source of this 8514-nucleotide messenger RNA. Its product is annotated as kelch-like protein 5. Gene Ontology annotation, molecular function: protein binding. The coding region runs from base 327 to 2453 and encodes 708 amino acids. Lineage: Eukaryota; Metazoa; Arthropoda; Malacostraca; Decapoda; Portunidae. The record is from RefSeq and is a predicted model, not a curated record. The transcript is spliced from 12 exons.
CACGCACACUUUCCCUGCGUGGCUGAUGCCGUGAUGAAGACAAGGGUUAUCGUGGACAGUGUGUGUUAUUAAAGCCGCGGUCACACGAGAGAGGUACACCACUACAGGUGGACAGGUGCACUCGGCGACUCAACACGACCAGGAACUCUUGGCUCGGGCUGACUCCUUCAUCAACCGAAAUAUUGUGAAAAAUAAGGAUAGAAAGGAAGAAAGGGGGAAGAGCAAUCAGUGUGUGGAGGUUGCCGAGUGAAGUCAGGAACCCUUUAUCAUUCAGCAUUCGGCGGUGGUGUAAAGGUUGGACCAGCCGCUCCGAGAAGGGCGCCAACAUGCCCCGCGGCGCGCACUCCCCUCGGAAAACUCAAAGCCUCUAUAUCAGCGGCGUUGGUGGAGGCGUCGGCGGCGGAGUGCGCACCGCUUCCCCCGACCUGGUGCUUUCCUCAGCUGCCUCGGCCUCAGAGAUCCCGCCCACCUCUGCCCCGCCCACGCCUCGGGAACGGCACGGACACUGCGGGGGCAUGGGUGCAGGAGUAGGCCGGCCCCAUAGCCUGGCAGGGGACAGCACCACCACGCACGCCGCCGCUUACCUCUACUCCUGCAACCCGCCCUACGCCAGGUACUAUGCUAACACUCCUCCUCCGUGUGUGGGCGUGUUCUCGUGCAAGAUGAAGGAAGGGGAGCGGUCGCCGUCGCCUGUGGGCGCGACGGGGCGGCGGGCAAGCUCCACCACCGAUGAGCUAUUCCACUCGCCUCGUCAUGCCGAGGUGGCUCUGCGCCGCAUGGAAGCAUAUUACGCGCGGGGCCAGCUGUGUGACGUCACCCUGGUGGCCGGCAGCCGCAGGAUCAAGGCACAUCGCUUGGUGCUGAGUGCUGCCAGUGACUACUUUGCUGCCAUGUUCACUUCCCCAGUCCUGGAAGCCACACAGGAGGAGGUCGCCCUCAGGGACAUGGACUCGGAUGCCCUCCUCACCCUCAUCAACUACUGCUACACUGGCACUCUGGAACUCCAUGAGGACACAGUGGAAGUGGUAUUGUCCACAGCGCACCACCUGCUGCUAACUGAGGUGGUGGAGGUGUGCUGCGAUUUCCUCACCAAACAGUUGCAUCCAGCUAAUUGUCUCGGCAUCCAGCUGUUUGCAGAUACUCAAGGCUGCUCUGAGCUACACCGGCUGGCUUCAAAGUACACUGCGGAGCACUUCCAGGAGGUGAUGCAACACCAGGAGUUUGUGCAGCUUCCACCGGAGGAGGCCGCCCACCUGCUGGCCUCGGAGGACCUCAAUGUGCCUUCUGAGGAGCUCAUCUUCCAGGCUCUGGUGGUGUGGCUCAAGUACGACCUGGAGGAACGCACCAAGAACAUGGCAGACCUCCUCAGCUUGGUCAAGCUGCCCCUUCUCUCUCCUCAGUUCCUCACAGACCACAUCGAGACCAAUGUGCUUUUUAAGGAGAACCGGGAAUGCCAGGAGCUCAUUCUGGAAGCCCUCAAGUAUCACCUGCUGCCAGAGCGCCGGUCAGCCCUGCAGUCUCCACGCACCAAGCCCCGCAAGUCCACCGUAGGGGACAUGUAUGUGGUGGGCGGCAUGGACUCCAAUAAGGGUGGGUGGAGAGGAAGUAUUGCUGCAGGUUCAACAGGCAUUGAGAGGUACGACCUGCGGACCAACAGCUGGACCAGCGUGGGCACCAUGACUGGCCGCCGCCUCCAGUUUGGCGUAGCAGUGCUGGAUAGCAAGCUGCACGUGGUGGGCGGCAGGGACGGACUCAAGACUCUCAAUACAGUGGAGGCUUAUGACCCGGCCACCAACACCUGGACUCAGCUGCCUCCCAUGUCCACCCACAGACACGGCCUGGGAGUGGGUGUGCUGGAAGGGCCUCUUUAUGCAGUGGGGGGUCACGAUGGCUGGAGUUACCUCAACACAGUGGAGCGUUGGGACCCACAAGCCCGCCAGUGGAGCUAUGUGGCCCCCAUGUCCACCUCAAGAUCCACUGUGGGUGUAGCUGUCCUGAACAACAGGCUGUACGCGGUGGGAGGGCGUGAUGGCUCUUCCUGCCUGCGCACAGUGGAGUGCUAUGACCCUCACACUAAUAAAUGGACCCCCUGUGCCCCCAUGGCCCGGCGGAGAGGUGGGGUAGCUGUUGGAGUGGUGAAUGGUUUCCUGUACGCUGUGGGGGGACAUGAUGCCCCUGCCUCCAACCCUUGUGCUUCCAGAUUUGAUUGUGUGGAGAGGUAUGACCCAGCUACAGACACAUGGACACAGGUGGCUUGUCUCAGUGUGGGCUGUGAUAGUGCUGGGGUGAGUCUGUUGGGCGAUCGGCUUUUCUGUGUGGGCGGGUAUGAUGGGCAGACCUACCUCAACCUGGUGCAUGCGUAUGACCCGCAGACCAAUGAGUGGACACAGAUGGCGCCUCUCAUCAAUGGCCGGGCAGGAGCAUGUGUUGUGGUGGUCAAGAAGGAACACUGACACAGGCUCUACUAAACCAGGUCAUGGGUCAUCCAGGUCAUUGGCUGCCACAUAACUGGUAUGCCAAUAGAAUGUGGUUGAAACUUCCCAUGUUGUGUUGCUUUGGGUUGCCAGGUUCUUUCAAUUUGGGUGGUAAAGGUGUCAGCCAGUGCCUAGAUGUGGGAGGACUGGUGGCACAGUGAGGGAAACCGAUGGUGCUCGGAAUAGAGUUAACAUUUAGCAAUAAUGUCGUGUGAAUCUCCGAGGACUUGAGGGCUGUGCAUAAUGAGCUUUUAUGAUUAGUGAAUAACGUAAGCCAGUGGCACAAAAAGAGUGUGUGGGGAGUCUGAGGAAAACAGCCAAGAGUACUUUGAGUGGGAAGGGCAUAAUUCAAUAACUGUUGUCCUGUGCUUGUAGGACAUGGGAAUGAUGAAGCUCAAGUUUAGAAAAUCCAUUUUGAAGCCUUAAUGUUAACAUUUUGUGACCUGUUACUCAUUUGUUGAGUUUUGUGACCUGGAUGAUGUGUGUGACCAAGAUCAACCUCAGGUCAUACCCUCUUUCCUCCUGUGAUAAACACUGCUUUGAUGUUUGAUGAAAUUUUGAUAUUACUAUUCUGAUUAGGUGAAGAAAUGACUAACUGGGUGGACAGGUUGCACCUUGAUACAAGAUAUUUCCUGAGGAUUCUAGUAAAAGUAAGUGUUUGAUAUCCACUCCCAAACUUGAUGAACUCUUGCCUACCACAACAGAAACUUUUUGGUGAUAACAGCUGAUAGUGAAGGAUGCUACAGCUUUAAUGCUAACUCUUGUGAUAACAAACCCUCCUCCUGUUUCUUGGUGUUACUGUAAGGUGUGUAUCUAAUGUUUUGUUAAAGAUGUAAAUGCAAAAUGUUCAAAGGAUGUAUGAAGUGAGUGAGUUUAUAGUGAGAGAGGACUGUCAUUGACUUUGUACCAGCUCAGUGUAUUUAGAUCUGUUGAGUUUUGCUGCAAAGAUGUUUCUGCUUUCCAGGCAUAUUAGAUUAAUUUGUCUGUGUUUAUUUCUUUUCUUGUAACACAUGAGUAAUGUUAGUCACUGCAGAGUGCACCAAAUUAUAUAAAAUUAAAAGAAAAAUUGAGAAGUUUAUGCAAAUUUAAUAGUUGCUCAGUGUUACUCUGCAGAUAUUUGACUCCCACAGCAAAACUGGCUUUUAUGUUUAAUGAAAUAGUAAUUAUUUAGUGAGUUGUGCCAGACAUUAGUCUCAGAUCAGUGGUGUGUGAAGCAACACACUGCUGUGAACAGACCAUUGUUGAGGCAUGGCAGCCUUAUGGUAUAUCUAUGGUAUUAUGGUAAAAAACAACUUCUGUGACUAAAAGAUUGCAAAAAAUAUUUGUCCUUAACUCUAAUUAAUGAUGAAUUUUGUGAAUCAUUCUUUCAUAGAACAGUAUUUAAGUCUCAGAAUACUGACCUCAAGAGUUUCAUGAAUUAUUGCAAUGACAUUCCUCUUGUGCUGUUACUGCCACUUCUCUCCACUAGUGACAAUCUUACACUCCAGGGAACACUUGAUAUUGUGCUGGUGAUGACCCUCCACACCCUUCACACCCACCACACCCGUAUCCUCCCUUACAUUAAUAUAGAGGAAAACAAUAAGUGUGGUCUUUAAGUUUUCUUGUUCUGAGAAAAAAAAAAUGCAUAUGUCCCAGAUGAUUGUAUAUAAGUAAUUCUAAGUUACAGGAAAUUAUUUACGCAUACAAAUGCAAGUAGGUUUUACAUGCUUAUUUGGAAGCAAAUAAGAGUUAAACCUUAAGUGAAAAAGGAAUUGAUCUCAUAGUAUGUUUGGUGGAUUAUAAGCUUGUAGAUGAAGGCUGAAGCUGUGUAGUUUUGAGCAACUAAAGUAGGUUGUUGUUAGUAUUCUUGUCCUCCUGGGCCAGGCCGACCAAACCCCACCACUAGUAGUGAGAUGCUGCACUGAAGUGGCUGCCAAUGUAGCUAGAUAGUUGUCACAUCCUUCUGUGGGUACAUUUGUUUUAUCACAUCAACAGACUUGUUGUGAACAUUUAACACAGGAUUUUGUAAGGUUUUGCACUUUGAAUAGGUAGUGAGACAGUAGAUUAGACCUGAUGCCUUAGUAGUGAGGUGCUGUUUCAAGGAUUUGUGUAGUGAUUAAAAGUAAGUUGUAAAGUGGCUGUGGAUCAACUUUGGUGAUUAUGGCAAUAAUUUCUAAAUUUUUUGUAUGCUUGAGUGUGAUUACAAUAAUAGUGUCUGUUUUGAAAAGAAAAAUUUGCAGUUGGUAUGUACAGUAGAGUUACUAUUGAUAGUAAAACAUUUUACUCAAAGAAGGCAAUGAUGAAUUGAAUGUUACAUACUAUAACCAAAAUAAUUAUUAUUCCUUAAAUAGAAAUUAUUCCCCAAAGCAUUGUAGUAUUAAAAGUUAUGCAUAAUUGUUUUCACCAUUUUGAAAUUUCAGUGAAUCAAUUAUACAUGUUGACUGGUCUGUGUGAUGCUGGAACACCAUAGGUUUUAUGCGCAUUCCCUAUCCAUCUUCUCUGUGUUGUGUGUGAGAGAGAGAGAGGGAGAGAGAGAGAGAGAGAGAGAGAGAGAGAGAGAGAGAGAGAGAGAGAGAGAGAGAGAGUGAAGGGAAAAUUCUUUAGUAAAUAUACACUAAACCAAAUAUUUUUCAUAUUCAGCUACCAUACAUUCGUAAAGGAAGAAAGUAUUAAGUAUGUUAUUCCUGGACCUAUGCUAAACUCAGCACAUGUGGUUCUGUUGAUAGACCAAAUUUCACUUGAAAGUUAAAUUUAUGCAGAGUAAUACCAAGCUGUGUAGCUCCCACCAAAGAGAAGUGUCAGUGCAGCACCACACAUCCAGCACAGCCUGACAGAGUGUCACUGGUACCACUAUGCUGUUUGGAUCUGUUGUUGUUUUAAGGUGCUCAUUAUGUUGUAUUGGUUAUGGCACCAGUAUGAAAACACAUUUGGUUUCAGUGUCCAGUUCCAGAAAAUAAUGGAAGAGAGUGUGGUGACUGUCUUGUUAAGAUAUUUUGAUAAUUGGUGUGGAAUAUGUGAAUGAUUUUUGUACGUUGUGAAAUGAGAAAUUUGUCUACAUCUACAGUUUAUUGCCAAUGAAAUUUUUAUAUAAAGCUCCUUUCUAAAGUUCCAUUCUAAAAAAUGCAAUAAUAUAUAAAGUACAACUGUUUGAAAUUAAGAAUAAAAUAUCAAUGAAAUUCUAUUUACAAGAUAGCAUCGCUAAAUAUUUCAAAAUUGUUAUUAAUUUGAUUUCUUUGAUACUUUUCCAAUUUCCCUCAUUCAUGCACACAAAGUUGUGUCUUUGUGAUGUUCUCACAGUCAGAUCUUUGUGUCAGUUAUCUGUAUACUAGGCUGACAUCCCUAUUCCUGGGGAUCAACUGCAAGAUGUCUACAUAUGCACAUUCACAUCAAAGAACAUUCCCUCACAUCUUCCGUUGGCUCCAAGCCUCUUGGACAGAGACGACCAAUCCUCAGUGCACCACUAUGCACAUAGAUUAUGUUUUCUAGAUGUAUGAAUGGAAUUUCUGUUAGCUACUAAGAUAUUGUCUGCGCAAAGCAGGAUGUUGUUAGUACGGCCUGAUUGACCACUUAAUGCCUAAUUUCUGGAGAAAGGUGAGGUGAUUCUGUUUCGUAAGAUAACAAGUGUGUUAAAGUACAUAUUGUUGGUGUACAAAGUGUUUUCUAUUGGAGUAUGCAUAGUUUAUUGUUUUUUGCUCCUUCAAAAUUUUAUAAUAUAUAGGAAUAAUGACAUUAUUUUGAGGAAGUGCUGCAAAGUUUGUCCCAAAAAUUAAUGCCAUGCACCUUUGUCCAGGUAGAUAAGCCCACAAGAUUUAAGUAAGUCACAUACGCAUGAGUUUACGUGCAUUUUGCUCACUCUGUGACUCCCAGAUCGUCCUCAACAGUAGCAGACAAAAAUUGCCAUUUUGCUAUUUUGUUUGUAAUAAUUUACAGAUAUUGCAGCACCAAGGAUGACAUGUUAACUUCUAAUAAUUGUUCUUUUGUACUGACAUCAGCUGUCCACUUUAGAAUAUGAAACCAAAUUGUGAACCUUGAAUUGGUAAUUAAGGAAUCUUUUUUGUUUACUAAGGAAACCUGCCUUGUCACUGAACAUGUAAUACCUUAUUAUGGAACUCUUUUCUUUGUGUGACAUGUAUUAAUCUUUCCAUAACAGUUAUUGAAAAGCUUUGUAUUUAUCCCAGAGAUUGCAGAGGCCUCACAUGGAAGACUUGCAUAGUUAACUUGUUAGAGUUAGGUGCAGAAGCUGUGAAUGGUGGUGCAUGGGCAUUUGGAGAUGGAUUACUGUGUUAAAUGUUGGUAGUUGUAUGAAGUCAGUUCCAAAACAUUCCCUGGCUUCCAAUAUUUAGUUAAGAUGACUGAUAAGGCAAUGUCAUUGUGAACAAAGUACUAAUUGUGUAUGUGUUGAGAGAAUGGAUUAUCAUGUUUGUAAUAACUAUUUAGUCAUUACCACAUUUUAAGUCCAGAGAUGUGGGACAAAAUGGAAACAUAGGAGUAGUAGUAGUAGUAAUUGUAGUGCUGUAGCUUUAAGAAGUUUCUGGCAUAUGUAUAUUUUCAUUCACAACCAUUGACGCAUUUGUUUGAGCAACAGGCAGAAGUACAGAGUCGACCAGAGAGUGUGUAUGAGAUCUGGGUUGAUGUGAUGCAAUAGUGACAACGUAGCUCUGUGGCCUUGAUAUAUAGAUUAAGGAGAGCCAAUGCCACUGCCACAGCCACCACCACUAAACCCAGCCUCCGGCUACCAUCACUCUUCCACCAUCAUUCUCCCCAUUGCCCUCACUCCUCAAUACAACUUUAGUCUCCACACAGAGUUAAAUCUUUUAUGCAUCAUUAGUAUCAUCAUUCCGUUUAAUGUUCUUAUAUUCCUUAUAGGAUUGGAUGGGUUUUGAGACUUUAAAUAAUUUUAAAAUUAUAUUCCUGUAUAUUUUUAAAGGCUUAUUUUUAAUGUAAGAUGUAGCAUACAAAAAGCAGCAAAGUAUCACAUUAAUGGAAGAAACUUCUUAUUCAUCUAUAUAUAUCAGGCAAAUUCUAGGUUUCCAAGUAUUUGACAUUUUGGUUCAUGAAAUUUGAAAAAGCAUUUUAUUGUAUGUUUACUGGUGUUGUGCAACUCAAACUUUUGUCCUCACCAACCAGUUUAUGAGUCUCACUGUUUGCACUUCUGUAGCUGCCCCAUGACUAAACUGUCCACAUGCCAAAGUGUGGCAUUGGUGAUAGCGAGCUGCUGAGGCCUGGGUGUGGUGGUGGUGGCCUCUCCCUGGUGAAACAGAGCUCUGUACUGAUGCCAGCAUGUGAAUAAUUGUGAUGAUUGUAAGAUAGUAAAAUAAGUUGUAUCUGGAAUUUUUAACAAAGUUAAUUUUUCAGAUAUUUUGUAGAAUGUUAAGAUUUAAGUGAUGCAUUGCACAGUUCUUUUCCUUAUUAUACUCUGUAUACUGCAGGCAGCUGCAUUUGUUAUAUACUAUUACAUUCUAAUGAUAGUCUAGAGUCCCAUCUAAUGCAAGGGAGCAUUUUUUGUAAAAUCAAAACAUGCAUUGGAAGGGACACAGCUGGUAAUUACAAAUACAAACACUUGCACAUUCCAUGACUUAGGUUUGCCUCAAGCAUCAGCACACAACUGAGGGAUUAUCUACUUUUCUAAAUUAAUCUUCCUCAUGUUUAUUUCCUCACUUGCCUCAUCAGGUUGUCAGGACUACUGAAUUAUUCUUAACGUGUAAUUCGAGGAAUACAAAGUUUAAUAGGUAGACAAAAAGAUUUUUUUUUGACAGUUCAUGUAUAUUUUUUGUAUAGGAUAAAAGUGCAUGUUGCAAUAUGGCAGCUGUAAUGGCAACCUGUGGUGUUGGAAGAAAAAAAUAUGUAAGAAGGAAGGAUUUCCUUUCCCUUUUCAGCGUAAUGGUUUGUACAGCAAGGGCUAUCUGUAAUUCACUUGGUAAUGCUGGUCGAGACAGAAGAAAGUAAUGAUUUUGCUAAGUAGGAUCAUUCAGUGCUGUGAAUGUUGAGAGGGAACACAUGGAACCAAAAUUUUGGUCAUACACUGAUAGUGAAAAUGCAGGAAAUAAAAGCAAGAAAAUAA